Molecule: messenger RNA, 846 nt
Organism: Drosophila busckii
Lineage: Eukaryota; Metazoa; Arthropoda; Insecta; Diptera; Drosophilidae
Exons: 1
Coding region: 1-846 (281 amino acids)
Source: RefSeq, a predicted model, not a curated record
AUGCGGUUCGGUGCGCAACGAGAGGCAAGAACAGCUGCAGAAGUUGGAGCUGGAGCUGCAGCAGACACACGAACUGAACAGUUACUUAGCCUUAAUACAGCUGCUGGUAAUUUGCUGCGCUGCCAGCAUCAAGGGCAAGGCGUUGACCAUGAAGCUGCAGCAGCGACAACAACAAAAUCAUUUCUACUCUGGGUUUAUCUAUGCGCAGGCGUCUUUAUGCUGCUCACAUCGGCGCUUUGCAUGAUACUCGGUGCAUUGGACAUUGUUAUGUAUAAAUAUAUUGAGCGACCCUUUCUCUGGUCCAUGCUGGGCAUCAUGUGUUGGCUCAUACUGCGCUGCUGGCGAAGAGCGCGCACAAAGUUUCCCUUCAAUCUCAUUUUGGUGUGUGUAACAGUUGCGCUCUUCAGUCUGUGGACUGCCUACACUCCGCCCUGGAUCGAGCUGCUGCAAGUGGGCCUGAGUCUAAUUGGUGCUCUUGCUCUCUUAGUGCUGCUCAUGCUUUAUGGCGCGCUUGCUCCCAACUCUGGACACUUGCCCACGCUCUGGCUUAUGCUUGUGCUCGUAACUUUCUUGCUGUUAGUCUUCAUCUUUGCCUGCGUCUGGCUGGUUCAACAGGAGACAGUUCAUUUGCUCUGCGCGCAGACAUUUCUUUUCGCAUUGGCCAUUGUCUAUUUGCCCUACCAUACGCUCUAUAUCCAUGGGCGCUUGAAUGCGUCGCCAAUCGAAGAGAAAUACUACUGCGCGCUCAUCAUAUUCAUUUGCUUUGUGGCUUAUUUUUCGGCAAUUUCAUUCUAUUUCUGCUACUACGAAGUGCAAAUUGGCUUUACACUUUUUACUGAUUUUUAG